UAACUUUUCCAUAGUGGCUCAAUAGUAAAAUUGUAGAAUGACUGUUCUGUUUGUGCUUCGUUUACCCGCACGUUUUGUGGAAUUUCGUUCACAUUUUAAAAAGGUUUUCCUCGUACACUGUGUCCGCAAACGUGUUCAAUGUUGUUUCUACACCAAGGAUAUAAACGUGGAUCACCCAGGUCGUGGUCUCGAGCGGUACAAGGAGUUACAAUCGCAUUUCAAGAGACACUUGAAGGCAACAUACAGCAGGUUCGCAAACGUACCAGACCACUCAGCGGUUUUUGGACGUCACCAUAUUUACUUUUUGGAAGCAGACGGUAUCUACAGAACGGAAAAGAAACCACAUAUCUCAACUGCAAAAAAAAAUCCAACAGGUAAGACUGAACCAGAGCAGGUUCUCAACCUUGGAUGCAUCACAGCUGGUGAGGAGAUAGGUGAGUGGACUGUUCAAAGAAUACGACUCUCCCCUCAGGAGAAGCAUCUUGCCGCCACCUUGAAGAAACAUGCCACAGAAAAAACAAGGUGUGUAAUUGUGACACUCGGCCAAAGAGACAUACUGACUCUAGAUGACGUCUUUAGCUUUGAGUGGGCCACAGAUGAGGUGUUGUUUUACACCCUCCAGGAAGGUUUGAAGUGCCAAAAAGUGUAUCGUCUGGACUUGACCAAGAAUGGAAGCAUGAUAACUUCUGUGUACCAAGAAUUGCAGCCGGAUGUGUUUGUGGAGGUGUCCCUUUCCCGAGACCGCCAAGUGCUGAUCAUCACCUGCAGCAGCAGGAGCAGCUCCGAGGUGAUGCUCGUGGAUGUCACGAACCCCCAUCUGGAACCUACCCUGGUUCAGGCGCGCCAGCCAGAGCUUUUGUACCACGUGGAACACUGGAGACAGAACUUAAUCAUUCUCGCCAACACGGGGCCUGGACAGGAAUAUCAGGUGGUGAAGGCGCCCCUCUCAAAACCCUCUAUGGUCUCAUGGGACACAGUGUUCACCCCACGUUCCGGCACUGUGCUAAAAGAUAUGGAUGUGGUCGGGGAACAUUGCAUUCUGCUUGCCUCAAUGGCAAACAACGAGCUUGAACUGAUUGUCGUUCCACUCUCCCGACCGAUGGAAGCAUAUAGUUUGCAGCUACCUUUCUGGGCAUGCGUUGUUGAAUCCAAGCGUCCUGGCCUUGCAGACCAACUCGACACCUUCAAAUUCCUGAUCUCCUCUCCAGUCCGACCUCCGGUAUUGUACCGUCUUUACGCAGAGGACGGCCAUCUUUCAUCAGGUACCGAAGACAGGCCAUCUUGUUUUCAAAAGCAGCAAAGGAAUUAUAUCACGAAACGUUUGACAGCCUGCAGCAAGGAUGGUACCUUCGUACCAGUGACACUGCUUCACAGUGUGGAGUGCAAGAGAGACACACCUCUGCUUGUCCACGUCUAUGGAGCUUAUGGCCAGGAUGUCAACAUGCAGUUCUGCCCGGUAAAAAGGUUCCUGCUGGACCAGGGCUGGGCUCUAGCCUAUUGCCAUAUUAGAGGGGGAGGAGAGUGUGGGCUGGCCUGGCAGAGACAAGCCCGCGUCGAGGGGAAGCACAGAGGAGUGGAAGACCUUCGAGCCUGCCUCAGUUACCUCUUUUCCUCAGGGGUCUCCAGCCCUUUGCGGACAGUCCUCACUGCAUGCAGCGCCGGAGCUGUGCCGGUGGGGGCUUUGUGUAACGUACGGCCAGAUAUGAUGAGAGCAGUCAUACUGCAGAGUCCUUUCCUGGAUGUGCUGGGUACAAUGGAGGACCCCAAACUGCCCCUCACAGUGGAGGACAGGGAAGAGUGGGGGAAUCCCGUGGAAAACCCAGAACACAUGCAUACCAUCGCCUCCUAUUGCCCAGUCCAUAACAUUACCCCUCAGCGCUACCCGUCAAUGCUGCUGACAGCCUCCACAGAUGACGACAGGACACCUCUGGCUGGUGUCCUGAAGUAUGCCAAGAAGUUAAAGGAAGCGGCACAAACUCACUCCAACAUGGUGUCCAAAUCAGAUGCUGAACCAAAUAUAGUCGUGAAUAUCCAACCUGGAGCCAAUCACACAGGACCAGAUGGGUGGGAGUCCAUGCUGGAAGAGGAAGCCCUCCGGCUAGCGUUUCUCUACAAUGAGCUGGACCUGGACCCUCCUCGCCAUCCGCGCAGGAGGAAGAUAUAAAAGUUGUGUUGGAUGAAAGCAGACGACAGGACAAGCAAGAAUGAGACUGCGGUUUCUUUUUGAUUAAUGCAUAUCUGAUGAGAUAUAAUACAAGAGCUACAUGUUAGCAUGUAUAGAGAAUGUCCAUGGCACUCAAAUAACAGGCCUUCUCAGAUAUGUAACACCGCCCCGGGUGGUUGGUGUUAAACCGAGCAUGUGCAGAGAACUCGAUCAUUAAACCCUCUCCUGGCUCAGUUGGGAUCUGAGAUUUGCUGACCGUUUUACCGUCAUUGGCCCGGUUGGUGCUCAUCAGAAUCCGCAGCCGUUCGGGCAGCUCGACGACCGCCGAGAGAUCGGAAACUGCGGACUCGUUGCCAAAAUUGAGCACCACGAGGAAAGCGCGGUCCAGCCCGUCUAACUCUCGCAAGUAAGCAAAGAUGCUGCUGUCGGCAUAAAUGUAACAGAACCAGCCCCGUUGAAGUGCCAGCUCAGACUGACGCAACGUGCUCAGGAAGCGGUACUGCGACAACACCGAGCCUUUGUCUUGUUUCUGGACCUGAAGGAGGACAUGUGCUGUUUAAGAAAAUUUGUUUUUGUUUUUUUUUUGUGUGUUUGUGGAGGGGUUUAUACCUCCACAUUGACAUUCCUCCAGUUGGGGUGCACAGGCAACCAGGUCACGUUGGUCUUGUCGUUGAAGCCUGCAUUGGAGUUGGCACUCCACUGCAUUGGGGAACGCUGAAGAUCUCGACUGGCACUCUGCAGCAAACACACGUGAAUGUACAGUGCCCUCCAUAAUUAUUGGCACCCCUGAAAAAGUUGUGGUUUUUAGCUUCUAAUAUAUAUUUUUUAAU
Corythoichthys intestinalis (scribbled pipefish) is the source of this 2994-nucleotide messenger RNA. It is a transcript of the gene prepl, whose product is annotated as prolyl endopeptidase like. Gene Ontology annotation, molecular function: serine-type endopeptidase activity. The record is from RefSeq and is a predicted model, not a curated record. The coding region runs from base 38 to 2164 and encodes 708 amino acids. Lineage: Eukaryota; Metazoa; Chordata; Actinopteri; Syngnathiformes; Syngnathidae. Gene Ontology annotation, biological process: proteolysis. The transcript has 15 exons. Gene Ontology annotation, cellular component: cytoskeleton; Golgi apparatus.